AUGAAAUAAGUCAUCUUCAUAGUCAUAUUAAUUACAUUGACAUUCCAAACACAAUUGUAGUCUAAAGUAGAUUAAGUUAUGGCAUAAAUGGAUAAAAUGGCAUCAAAAAAUGAUUUUUCUAAGCAAUUAGCAGGCCUUAUUGAACUCAAAAUGUUAUAAAGUUCUUAUGUAGAGGAAGUGCUCAAAGAAAUAAAAGGUAUACGAGACUAAUUAAUCGCUGAUUAAAGUGUAGAGGAUUAAGAAUAUGCAAAAAAAAUUGGACAAUUGAAUGUGGAAAUUGAAAUCCUAGAAAUAUAAACAGAGAAACUUGCAAAAGAAUUACAAAGACUCAAUCAAUAAAUAGGAGAAUUAAAUGAAGAUAUUAGCAAACUCAUUGGUACCUAAUAAUCAUAAGAAAAACAAUUAAGCACCUUAAACUCAAAGGAAGAAGAAAUUAGAAAUUAAUACAAAAGUGAGAUAGAAACUCUUAAACAAAGAACUACAAAUAAUAUCAAAUCAAUUGAUGGAUUAAAUGAAAUGAUUGCGAAAUUACAAUAAGCAGUGUUCGCAGAGUAAAAUAAAACAACAGUGCUUUCUUAAUAACACACAAAACAAUAUGUUGAUGAAAUUAGAAACUAAUUAGGACCAAAUCAUCCCUUGACUGCUUUAGUGGCUGUAACUACAAAGUUUGAUGUACCCACAGUUACUAGAAUUAUUCAGUUACUUGAAAAUAUUAGAGACCAGAGAAUCUAGGAAAAUGCAGGAGCAGAUGAAUAUGAAACUAAAGUUACUUAAUCUUACGAAGUUACCCUCAAAGAAGUUACAGAAGUAAGAGAAAGGUUGAGUGCCGAUUAUUCAAGAACUUUAGUCACUUUGAAAAGAAGAAACGAAGAAAAUGCUCUCUCUACAAAGUCUAGAAACUAAAUUUAAAAGGACUUACCUAUCGCUUAGGAUUUACUUUAAUAAUAUAGAAAUGAAAGAGAAAUCGUUUAAUCCAAUUAUAAUCUUAGAUCAGCCAAAAGAGAAAAUGAAGUUAAAAUCAUAACUCAAGCCUAUACUAUAGUAGCUUAAUAAGUUAGAGUAUGA
Molecule: messenger RNA, 1065 nt
Organism: Paramecium tetraurelia
Lineage: Eukaryota; Ciliophora; Oligohymenophorea; Peniculida; Parameciidae
Exons: 5
Source: RefSeq, a predicted model, not a curated record